GGAAGAAACCCAAAACAAAGCUAAAGCUUCGCCCUCUCUCUCUCUCUCUCUCACUCUGUCUCUGCCUUACUGCUCGGCUACUCCAGUCCACCAUCCAUCCCCGACCCUUCACUUCACCGUUCCAACUCUUCUCUUUCACUGCUCACUCAAGGAUCUCUCCCUCCGCCAUUGCAGCUUCUUCAGCAUUUGCUGCUUCCGGCGUUCCCCAGUCGAAGUGAGAAUACAUAAUCAUGGAUUUUCAUUUCCACGUUCAAUAAUUCCCGACACUCGAAGCCUUGUAAUUGAUUGGGAUCGAAGGUGAUUCCUCGAAUUGUUGCCUAAUGGAUGCUAUAAAUGUCAUUCUAUCGUUCGGUUUCGUUAACAUUUGUCCUACUCCGGACCCAGAAAUCCGUCCCUAGAGGUGUUUCCUACAGAAACUCUGUUGUUAGGGUUUUCCUCGUCGGAUGAAGAGGACGCCCGAAGCCCCCAUUUAAAUUUCUUUAGAUUCUUCCUCCAGUUACCAAAUCCUUGCAAUCCGAUUCCGGCAACUCCCAGAAGUUGCGUUUGCGCGGGCGCCGCGCCCCGUGAUGGUGAGCUUGGCGGAUCUGUCAAUGGGGCUGCUGGCGGCGAGCGGCAGCGACACCGUGAAGCUCUUUGAUGUGUCGGUGGAGAGCGGCGAUCCUUGCAUUUUGAGUUACGCUCCUUCUCCUGGUUGUGUUGUCAACUCAGUCAAGUGGAACCACACCAAUUUGGUUAUUGCUAGUGCGGGAGAAGAUAAAAAGAUUUCACUGUGGCGUAAAAAUGGCCAGAGCAUGGGAACUGUCCCUCUGGCUAGUACUGAUAGUGGAGACAGCAUUGAGGAAUCUAUAUUAGCUAUAAGCUUUAGCAACAAGGGCUCCAGAUAUAUAUGUUCCGGGGGACCUGGUCAAGUUGUAAGAAUAUGGGAUUUGCAAAGAAAGCGCUGCAUUAAAUGGUUAAGCGGUCACAGCAGUACUAUUACUGGAGCAAUGUACAACUGCAAGGACGAGCACUUGGCUUCUAUUAGCAUCAGCGGGGACCUGAUACUUCACAAUCUUGCAUCUGGUGCAAGAGCAGCUGAACUCAAGGAUCCUAAUCAGCAGGUACUUAGGGUACUGGAUUACUCCCGUGUUAGCCGUCAUCUCCUGGUAACUGCUGGUGAUGAUGGGACGGUUCACUUAUGGGAUACAACAGGUCGUAGUCCAAAGAAUUCUUGGUUAAAGCAGCAUUCUGCACCAGCUGCUGGUAUCGGCUUCUCACCAUCUAACGAUAAGAUAAUUGCCAGCAUUGGUAUGGACAAGAAGUUGUACACCUACGACUCUAGUUCUAGAAGACCGUCAUCAUUCAUUUCAUAUGAAGCUCCUUUCUCUUCAUUGGCCUUUAGAGAUGAUGGCUUGGUAUUGGCAGCUGGGACCAGCAAUGGUCGUAUAGUGUUUUAUGAUAUCAGAGCAAAACCACAACCUUUCACUGUCCUCCGUGCAUAUAAUAGUUCAGAGGCUGUUACCAGUUUAUGCUGGCAGAGAGCUAAACCUGUGAUUGUGAACGAAAGCAAUUGCACCCCUGAGACUGCUCUUCUUGGAGGUUCUGUUGAGGAUUCAAUUCUUAUGCCCGACCCACUUCCUUCUGUGGCAUCUUCGAGUCUUACAACAUCGACAUCAGUGCUGGGUUCUCGUAAUAUUAGCAGAUCAAAUCUAUCUCUUGAUUCAACUAGCUCACAGCUUAUGCCUUUAUCUGAGGAAACACCACAGAGGGGCCAUCUGAGGCCCGGUGGGACAUUAUCGAGGUUGCAUGCCCCUCCUUCUACUUACAACUUCAAGGACGACAUGGAGGUUUUCUCUCCACUUGUGGAUGUUCAGCCUAUUACUCCCUCUCUGAAUAAGUUAUGGGAUGACCAUGAUGGAGCUAACAAGAAAGACCUUGCUUCUUUAGACAAGAAAACGUCUUCCCUGUUGUUUCCUUCAUCCUCUCGGAGGUUUCCAUUUACAGAUGAUGGCGCUAACAAUCACUCCAUAUACGAUUGGAAAUCCAAUUCCACUUCGAAACAGGAUGAUGAUCGAUCUUUUACCCAGCUGGGUUAUACACCUCCUCCUUCAUCAAAGAGUGACGAUUCCUCUAUCACUCCUCCAGAAGCUUGGGGCGGUGAAAAGAUAUCUGAAAAAUUGGCCCACCUGCGACAGCCUCUACAUCUGCCUUCUCGGUUUGGCAUGUUAAGUGGGACCCAGUCAGCAGGGUCAAUGUUCUCUGGGAUCCAAGAUCUAGGCUCCUCCACAAAUCAGACCAGUAGCAGCUCAGUCACAAAUUCUGACUUUCCUUACACAAAUUUACGUCUUAAAGAUGCUUCUUCAACACUCGAUGCUCCAUCAGGGUUUCCGCAAAACUUCCCUUCUAGUUCAUCUCUGUCGCCAACUUUCGGUGCAAAGGGCAUUCUGGGUCAGUCUUCCCUAGACUCUUUUGGACCCACCUCCUUGGCUCUCCCUAGGAGAUUUUCGACUUAUGCAGAGAGAAUAAGUACCACUUCCUCCUUCAGUGACGGAACAGCUAUUUCUGUCAGUUCACCCAAGAUGAAGAAAACAGGCAUUGAAACAAAGGAAGAACUUCCUAGCAGCUUGUUGACAAGGACUGAUAACACAUUGGCUGCCUCUGAACCACUGAAUCUCCCCUCAUUAAAUGGUGGAGUUUUGCAAUCCCAGAAGAGCCUCACUGUGGAUACGCAGCAAGGAUCUUUCACAUUACAGCUGUUUCAACGUACGCUUGAGGAGACCCUUGAUUCCUUUCAGAAGUCAAUCCAUGGGGACAUGAGGAACCUUCAUAUCGAGAUCCUUAGACAAUUCCAUAUGCAGGAGAUGGAAAUGUCAAAGGUGUUGGGUUCGAUUCUGGAGAAACAAGAAGAGCUGAUGAAAGAGGUCAAGUGUCUUCGCAAGGAAAACCAGCAACUUCGGCAGUUGCUGUGAAGCAGCUGUUGCCCGGGGAACAUAGUUGUCGUAAGAAUGCAGGGACCCCAUGACUAUUCCUCUUGGUCUCCUAACAUUCUGAGCAAAAAGUGUGAAUUUUCGGAAAAAUUCCAAAUGUUUGGUAUGUAUAAAUGCUGUUCAUCAGGCUAUUAUCCCAAAAAGCUUGGGCUGUAAGGGUUCCUCGUAGCAUUGUUUAUAUUCCGAAAGCUUCGUGUAACCUUCAGUCAAUCACCACGCCCUAGUUAUUCAAUCGGUGUAUGGUUUCUUUGGUUGUAUUGUCUGCUCACUCAAUCACAUGUAGCAUAUUUUUGUGCAAUUUUCUGCUGAAGUUGGGAUCCGUUCUUGUAA
Molecule: messenger RNA, 3296 nt
Organism: Punica granatum (pomegranate)
Lineage: Eukaryota; Viridiplantae; Streptophyta; Magnoliopsida; Myrtales; Lythraceae
Source: RefSeq, a predicted model, not a curated record